AUGGAAAAUGAAACAUCAAUUGUAAAAGAAGAAGAAACUACUGUUGUGCCAACACCAACAAAUGAUAUUGAAAAAACAGAUUCAGUAACAACUGCAACUACAACUACUGCAACUACUACUGAAACAUCAGCAACUACAACAUCAACACCAAAUACACAACCAAUAGAUAAUGUAAAUACAAAUACAAAUUCUUCAUCUUCUUCUUCAUUCCCACAUAAAGUUGAUAGAACUGAAGAAAGUUUAGGUAUUAAAUUAUUUUUAGGUAAAUCAGGAUCAUGGAGUGGACUUUUAAAACAAAGAUUUUCAGAUUUUAUUGUUAAUGAAAUUGAUGAACAAGGAAAUGUAAUUCAUUUAAAAAAUGUGGAUUAUAAAGCAGAUGAACAACAACAAUCAACUGAAUCAACUGAAUCAACAACAACCAAAGAAGAAGAUUUACAAAAAUUAGUUGGUGAAGAGAAAACUAAAGAAUUUACACAAUUCUUUGAUGGUCCAAAUAAAACUGAUCCAAAAGCAUUCUUUUUAUUUGAUGUAAAUGAAAAUAAAGAACAAAGAACUGAAUUACAUAAAGUUAUAAAAUUAAGAUAUAAUUUAGUUUCUGAAACUGAUAAUGGUAAAGUUAAAGUUUGGGCUGAGGCUAAUCCAAAAAAGAAAUCAAUUAAUGAUAGACAACAAUGGCCAAUUGGUAAACCAAAAUAUGUUGAAUUUAAAUUAUGUAAAGAGAAUAGAGAUACGAUGGAUACAUUGAGUAUGAUGUCAAGAAUAUUAAGAAAUAGUGAAAAGAAUUUCUCAUUUGCAGGUACAAAAGAUAAGAGAGGUAUAACUACACAAAGGGUUACCGUUUGGAAAGUUACACCAGAGAAAUUGGUUGAAUUGAAUAAUAGGAUCUCAACACUUUCACCACCAGUUCGUAUUGGUGAGUAUAGAUUCGUAGAGAAUCAUUUAAGGUUGGGUGAUUUAUCAGGUAACAGAUUCUCUAUUGUAAUUAGAGAGAUUCAAGGCGCCGAUGACCAAUUGAUAACAGAAUCCAUUGAAACUUUCAAGAAAACUGGAUUCAUUAAUUAUUUUGGUAUGCAAAGAUUUGGUACUGGUGCAAUUCCAACCUAUGAGAUUGGCAUUGCAAUGAUUCAAGGUAAUUGGGAGAAAGCUGCAAAGUUAAUACUAGAUCCACGUGAUGGUGAACGUGAUGACGCAACCAAAGCCAGACUCUAUUAUAAAGAAACUGGCGAUAUUAAAAAAACACUCACAAUGUUGCCACGUGGUUUAAACGCAGAGAGAAAGCUAUUACUCGGUUUAAAGAAUGGUCAGUCCUCUUAUCAAGAUGCUUUCUACAGUAUACCACGUACACUUCGUAUGCUCUAUACUCAUAGUUAUCAAUCUUUAAUUUGGAAUUUAAUGGCAACAAAAAGAAUUGAAUUAUUUGGUUUUAAUAAACCAAUCGUUGGUGAUUUAGUUAUAAUUUCUGAAGAAUCAAUUGAUAAUAAAAAAAAUGAAGAAGAAUCAAAAGAUAAUAACAAUAAUAGUAAUGAUGGUGAAGAAGAAAUUGGUGGUGAUGAAACUGAAAUUGAAGAGAAAAAAGUUAUAAAAGUUGAUUAUGUUACAGAAGAUGAUGUAAAGAAUGAUCGUUAUACAAUUCAACAAGUUGUUUUACCAUUAAUUGGUGGUAGUACAAUUUUACCAAAGAAUAUUAUUGGUGAAUUGUAUGUUGAAGAAUUAGCAAAGAGUAAUAUUCAACCAUCACAAUUUAUUAGUAAAAAUCGUGCAAUCGAUCUUAGAGGUGGUUAUCGUAAAUUAUUGGAAACUGCCAAAGAUACCACCUAUAAGAUUUUCAAUUACGAUGAUUUCACAAUUCCAUUAGCAUUAUCUGAUAUUGAAAUUCUUAAAGGCUCUCAAGAACCAGUCGAUGUUCCUAAUGGUAAACAUAAAGCAGUUAGAGUUUGUUUCAAUUUACCAAGUUCAACUUAUGCAACAAUGGCAUAUCGUGAAAUUUUAAAAUCAUCAAGUGAUAUGACUUCUCAAAUGAAUAUGAUCAAUAAGAAUGUUAAUUCAAAUAAUAAAAGAACUUUAGUAGAUAUUAAUAAUAAUAAUAAUAAUAAUGAUAAAAAUGAUGCAAUAUCAUCUGAAACUAAAGAAAAGGUUAAUUCUGGUCAAAUUGAAGAACAACCAUUAAAAAAACAAAAUACAAAUCAAUAA
Molecule: messenger RNA, 2190 nt
Organism: Dictyostelium discoideum AX4
Lineage: Eukaryota; Evosea; Eumycetozoa; Dictyosteliales; Dictyosteliaceae
Gene: pus7
Product: tRNA pseudouridine synthase D
Exons: 2
Coding region: 1-2190 (729 amino acids)
Biological process (GO): pseudouridine synthesis; RNA modification
Molecular function (GO): RNA binding; pseudouridine synthase activity
Source: RefSeq, a predicted model, not a curated record